UCAGUUGGAGAUGUACUUUCCUCCAUCAUUCUUUGAUAUUAUGGUCCAUCUGAUUAUUCAUUUAGUCCGAGAAGUUAGAAUUUGUGGUCCAGUAUUCUUACGAUGGAUGUACCCUAUUGAACGAUACAUGAAGAUAUUGAAAGGGUAUGUAAAGAACCAAUAUCGUCCAGAAGCAUCAAUUGUUGAAAGAUAUAUUGCAGAGGAAGCUAUUGAGUUCUGUACAGACUACUUAUCACAAGUUGAAGCUAUAGGGGUACCGAAGUCUCGUUACCAUGAAAGAGGUGCUGGUAAGGGUACUCGAAGUGCAAAAGUUAGAACUCUGAGUAGAGAUGAAGUUCUCCAAGCACAUUUAUAUAUAUUGAAUAACACUAAAGAAGUCAUCCCUUAUUUAAGUGCUCAUAAAGAUAUUGUGAAGAGAAAUAAUCCACGAAUGUCUCAAAAGUGGGUCAUUAAUGAGCACAACAAAACUUUUUUGAAGUGGUUCAAACAACAGGUUCAAAAUGACAACACAACUUCUGAUACAUUAAAUUGGCUAGCAAGUGAGCCAAACUAUGAUGUCUUAUGCUAGAGUGGGUAUGAUAUAAACAAUUAUACAUUUCAUACAAAAGACGAAGAUGAAAAAAGCACCACACAGAAUAGUGGAGUAAUGGUUGUAGCUGAAUCAAUGCAUUUCUCAAGUUCAAAGGAUAAAUAUCCGAUUAUGGCCUCAAUGUGCUACUUUGGUGUAAUUGAAGAUAUUUAGGUAAUAGAUUACACAAGUUUCAGAGUACCUAUUUUUAAAUGUAAGUGGGUUGAUGGUAAUACUGGCGUGAAGACUGAUGAUCUAGGUUUUACCUUGGUUGACCUAGAAAAGGAAGGUUAUACUAAAGAGCCAUUCAUCAUGGCAUCUCAAGCAAAACAAGUGUUUUAUGUCACUGAUCCCGCUAACAAAAGAUGGUCAGUGGUUCUCCAAGGCAGAACCCUACAUUAUACUGAUUACAAUGAUGAAUUGAUACUUGAUAUUAGCAAAACUCCAUCCUUCUCAUCAAAUAUGCCGACCUUGAAUGUCGAUAAUGAAGUAGAUGAUGUUCAUGCCGUACGUGAUGACCACAAUGAAGGGUUAUGGGAGAACAUUCUAACUUGACCCAUUUAUUUAUGUGCUCAUAAACUUGUGUGUGGCUUUUCUUCACGCUCUUCAUCUUUCUCAGUUCAAGUUAAUUGGUGGGUAGGUUCAAAGUUUUGAUCUGAAGCCAUUACAAACAAGAUAACCUAAUAUCCAUUGCUUUCAGAAUCCAUCCAAAUAAAGACUUCUCAUCUCUUAAGCACAUUAGAUCCCAGUUGAUAGGAAAUGUCCGGUGAUACACCAUUUGGUGACCUUCCACCUUCAUAAGGUGGGGACAAGAUUCAUACAUGUACCAAAAAAAAUGGUAGGCGUGGAACUAGGUUGAGGGAGUUAACAGUCAGUCGUAGUGCGGAUCAAAGAUUGCCUAUCCAAUUUGAUAUGCAAACUGGUAAAGCUUUGGGAGAUAAUAGCACAAAAUUCACCAGCUAUGUGGCCUUGCUUGGUAGGAACAAGUCAUCCAUUCUUAUAGAUGAUUGGGACCAUGUUCCAGAGACAGUAAAGAAUCAGAUUUGGCUAAGUGUCCAAGUCACAUAUGAUGUCCCAAAUAGUAAUCUGUUGAGGACGAAAUGGAUUUCAUUUGCUGGGGAACGAUGGAAGGGUUUUAAGACGGACCUUAUAAGUCGUUAUAUCUGUGGUCCCUUAAGUGAUAAAAACCCUUGUGAGAAGUAUCCGUUCCUUGAUGAAGACACAUGGCAGGCUUUUAAGGAAAGGCGAUUAAAUCCUGUCUUUCAGGCUAAGAGGAAAGCUGCACAAGAGAUAGCAAGAAAGAAUGUCCACCCCCAUAGAUUGUCUCGUGGGGGUUAUGAUAAAUUGGAGCAGAAGAUGAUGAAAGAGGCAUCUGCCUCUAAUUCCAGUGGGACUAUUGUUACUCAUCCUCCUCGCCAUGAUAAAUGGAAAAGAGCUCGUCAAAAACCAACAGGGGAUUACAUAUCUGCAGAAACAGAAAGCGUAGCUAGGCGUAUUGAUGAACUGGUCGAGCAAAGCACACAAGGAUCAUUCAUUCCACAGGGGCGUGAGGACAUAUUGGCAGUUGCCAUUGGUCGUCCAGAGCAUCCUGGACGUGUUCGUGGUGUUGGAAAAUUUGUAGGCAUCCGUCAAUUCUUUGGUCCUCCAUCAGCUAAUCAUAAUAAAGUAAAUAUCAAUGAGGAAGUUAUCAUGUCCAUCAAAGAAGAAAUGAGAGAACAAAUGAGGGAGGAAAUUAGGGAGGAGAUUAAGAAGGAGAUGAAGAAAGAGUACUUUGAUAUGAAGGCACAAUUGUUAUCAGACAUGAGAGCAGAGUUAGCCUCUCCCUCAGCCCAGCCUUGUAAUCCUCAUCAACAACCUUCUAUUAUUUGUGUAAGCACAAAGGGGAGUUGUGAUGUUCCUCUUGAAGAGGCUUCUCUCAUUGGUGAUACAGAUUACGAGUUGUUCAUUGAUGAUCUCCUGCAGUCCUUGGUGGCUUUAGGUAAAAUAUAUGCAUUGGGGUCAACCAUACACCAUGCAACCAUUGCAGAUGAUAUGAUGAGAGUAGUGGUUGUAGAUGUUCGAGAUGCUACUGCUCCAGUCCCAGUGCCCACUCAAGAGGUUAAGACAGUGGGGCAGGCCCCUGGAAAUUUUAUCCUUUGGCCAGUUAGAUUAGCAAAAGUAAUUGCAAAGGAGCAGAUUAGAGUACAAGAAAAGGAAGAUGUGAAUGAAUCAUUACCACAACAGACAAUUCUAGAACGACUUGGUGCAAUGGCAGCGACUAUCGCCUUGCAACCUAUACAAUUAGAAAUGUCUCCCCAAGCCACAAAUAGGACCUUCAACACCCCUUUUUUUAUAUGUCAAAAGGAUAUUUUUGAAGUUCUCUCUGGCACUGAUAUGUUAUGUAUAUCAGUAAUACAACUUUGGUUGUUGUAUUUACAUCGUAGAUGCACUGAGAAGAAGAAUGAUCACAUAUAUGGAUUUAUUGAUCCUAUUGCCAUUCAAGGUGUUGGGAAUAAAAGUGAAGAGGUUCAAAAGUACCUAUUAGAGGCAUUUGAUGUUGGGAAAAAAGAAGUGUACUUAGCGCCUUAUUUGCAGCAGGGUCAUUGGCAGUUGUUGGUAAUUCUUCCUCAGAAGUUUGUUGUGGUUCUUUUGUGUUCAUUACACAAGAAGCCUAACACUCUGAAAAUUAAAAGUACUUUACAAGCAGCGGUUGAGGCUCAUUCUAGGUUGCAGGGACAACAAAUCACUUCUAGAAAGAAGUUGCAGUUCAUUGCGCCAACUUGCUCACGUCAACCGGGAAGCUAUGAGUGUGGAUAUUAUACCAUGAGGCACAUGCAUAGAAUCAUAUCCGCAAACAUUGUUGACUCAUGUGGAUAUGAUUUUCAAUGACACAUCUCCAAUGGAUCAAGGAGUCUUGAAGGAAGUUCGUGAGCAGUGGGCUUCGUUUCUUUUAAGUGUUUAUAUAAGAUGAUGUUAGGUGUUUUAUGACUUAUAUAGUAAUUUGUUUUGGAGUAGUA
Molecule: messenger RNA, 3564 nt
Organism: Vigna unguiculata (cowpea)
Lineage: Eukaryota; Viridiplantae; Streptophyta; Magnoliopsida; Fabales; Fabaceae
Biological process (GO): proteolysis
Molecular function (GO): cysteine-type peptidase activity
Source: RefSeq, a predicted model, not a curated record